CGUCCAGCCGGGGAGAGCCGGGGCAGUAGCAAUCGCGGGGAGGGCUGGUGUUUCCCCAGAGCCUCCUCCAGGGCUAGGAAGAUGCCACAGUGCCUGACUUCCUCGGAAAGUGAGGAAGGGGGCGAAGAGAGGGAGGAAAGUUCUACAGAAGAUCUAGAAGAGCUGAAAGAACUCGUCACCCUGGCUUUUGUGAGAGAGAACACACAAAAGAGGCUUCAGAAUGCCCAGCAGCAUGGCAAGAAGAGGAAGAGAAAAAGAUGAUUGGUGAUCAAUUUAUCCAACUGCCGGUAUGACAGUGUGCGCAGGGCUGCCCAGCAGUGCGGCCUUCGAGAGGCCGGUGACAAUGAUGACUGGACUCUCUACUGGACCGACUAUUCAGUGUCGCUUGAGCGCGUGAUGGAAAUGAAGAGUUACCAGAAAAUCAAUCAUUUUCCUGGCAUGAGUGAGAUCUGUCGCAAGGACUUGCUGGCCCGGAAUAUGAGUCGUAUGCUAAAGCUAUUUCCUAAGGACUUCCACUUCUUCCCUAGGACCUGGUGUCUUCCUGCUGACUGGGGAGAUUUGCAGACUUACAGCAGGUCAAGAAAAAAUAAGACAUACAUUUGCAAACCGGACUCAGGCUGCCAAGGGAGAGGCAUAUUCAUCACCCGGACGGUGAAAGAGAUCAAGCCCGGGGAGGAUAUGAUCUGUCAGCUUUAUAUUUCAAAGCCCUUUAUCAUCGACGGGUUCAAGUUUGACUUGCGGGUUUACGUGCUGGUGACCUCCUGUGACCCUCUCAGGGUUUUUGUGUACAAUGAAGGACUGGCUCGCUUUGCCACCACCUCUUACUCCCACCCCAGCACAGACAACCUGGAUGAGAUUUGCAUGCACCUGACGAACUAUUCCAUCAACAAGCACAGUUCCAACUUCGUUCAAGACGCUCAUUCUGGCAGCAAGAGGAAACUCUCCACCUUCAACUUGUACAUGAAGACCCACGGUUAUGACGUCGAGCAGAUAUGGAGGGCCAUUGAGGAUGUCAUCAUCAAAACACUCAUCUCAGCUUACCCCAUCAUCAAGCACAACUACCACACCUGCUUCCCUAGCCACACGCUCAACAGCGCCUGCUUCGAAAUCCUGGGCUUUGACAUCUUGUUGGACCGCAAACUCAAACCCUGGCUGCUGGAGGUCAACCAUUCUCCAAGCUUCUCCACUGACUCCAAGCUGGAUAAAGAGGUGAAAGACAGUCUCCUCUACGACGCGCUGGUCCUCAUCAACCUGGGGAACUGCGACAAGAAGAAAGUCUUGGAGGAAGAGAGGCAGCGGGGACGGCUCCUGCAGCAGUGCCCGUCUCGGGAGAUCAGGAUGGAAGAGGUCAAGGGUUUCCAGGCAGUGCGGUUACAGAAAACCGAGGAAUAUGAAAAGAAAAACUGUGGCGGGUUCCGGCUCAUCUACCCGGGUGUGAAUUUGGAGAAGUAUGAGAAGUUCUUCCAGGACAAUAGCUCCCUCUUCCAGAAUACUGUUGCUUCCCGAGCCCGAGAGCUGUAUGCCCGGCAACUGAUCCAGGAGCUGAGGCAGAAACAGGAAAAAAAAUCAUUCCUAAAGAAAGAAAAGAAGACAGAGAUGCCGGGCGAGUCUGUGGGUGAGCAGGCAAGAGACAGGAUCCUGAAAACCGGGCAACAGAGACAGCAGCAGAAGUGCAAGACAGCCAUCCAUCCCCCCAAACAAAGCUACCACCCAGUGGCUUUAGUAUCCUGCACACCUGGCCUGUUCUUGAACAUCAGAGGCAUAAGGAAAACUGAAACUGCUGGUGACCUCCACCAGAAGGACUCCAAGAAGGAAGCCACCCUUGCUCCCUGCAAGCCCAUGUCUGCGAGGCACUACAGUUCUGUCCCUGACCUGAGGAGUUCAAAUCCCAUCAGCUCUGGGACAGAGCUCCGAAAAUGCAAUUCCACAAUCAAGGAAGUGAAGUCGGCCGAUUCAGUGAAUGUAGUCAGCAAUGGCCUGCCCUUAACACCUGUAGAAACUUCCCCAGAACCCACAGCCCAGCUCUCAACCUCUCUGGAAUCCCUGGCCAGCCUGAGCCUGACCUCCAGCCCUGAGUGCAGCAGUUCGGAGAGUGUCCACACGGUCUCCUGGAAGGGCAAGCAGUGGAGGGCCCCCCAGAAGCUGGUCCAGGAGAAAAAAUCCAAACCUCCCGUGUCUUCCAAACCCAGGAGUUUGGACGUGAGUUUGACCCUGAUCAAGAAUGAAGUGAGGCGGCAGCACCUGAUGUCAGAGAUUCUGCAGAAGGUUCAGAUGAAGAAGAGGCGCUCCUUGUUCCCGGCCCCCAAGUCACAAAACCUGUCCUUGCCCAAGGAGUGGUGCUCCCACAGCCACAGCUCUGGCAGGAAGAGAGAGAUGGAUGUGCCCUCCGUCCUCCUCCUGCAGGGCUCUCACAGCCAUGCCAAAUCUCUGAAUGACCUUCUAGUAGUUGCCACUCAGGCCCGGCUGGACCCUCGGCCUAGCAGAAGCCAUUCAGGUACAAGGGACCCAGGUACGACAAGGGACCCGCGCACACAGGACCCACAACACACUGCCACUGCCUGACUCUGGUCAGAAAGGAUGUGAGAGCUCAGAAUCAGAGUGGGUCUUUGCUGUUUUUCCUUUCCUGCCUCUUACUCCAGGAAAUGAUUUGUCUUCAGCCAGUAUCUU
Messenger RNA from Chionomys nivalis (European snow vole), 2667 nucleotides. It is a transcript of the gene Ttll6, whose product is annotated as tubulin tyrosine ligase like 6. Gene Ontology annotation, biological process: protein polyglutamylation; microtubule cytoskeleton organization. Gene Ontology annotation, molecular function: tubulin-glutamic acid ligase activity; tubulin binding. The record is from RefSeq and is a predicted model, not a curated record. The transcript has 17 exons. Lineage: Eukaryota; Metazoa; Chordata; Mammalia; Rodentia; Cricetidae. Gene Ontology annotation, cellular component: cilium.